Molecule: messenger RNA, 702 nt
Organism: Arabis nemorensis
Lineage: Eukaryota; Viridiplantae; Streptophyta; Magnoliopsida; Brassicales; Brassicaceae
Source: the annotation of a GenBank genome assembly
AUGGAUAACAAUACCUCUCCAAACUMUAAGUGGCUUCCUCGUAUCGGAGAUUGGAUCUGCACUGGUUGCACUAACAACAAUUAUGCAUCACGAGAAAAGUGCAAAAAAUGCGGGCAACCAAAGGAAGUAGCAGCAUUAUCAGCACUUGCUAUCCCUGGAGCUUCUCUUCAGGCUCAUCUCAAUUACUUCACGCGUGUGCCUGAGCCAAUCGGUCAACCUGGUUCUUUACUCGCAUUCUCUAACCCUGCAAAUCAAGCGCCGGUUCUUAAAGAAUGGAGGAGCGGCGAUUGGAUUUGCAGAUGUGGGUUUCAUAAUUAUUCCUCUCGUGUACAGUGCAAAAAGUGCAAUGAAGCAGCUCCGUUAGCCCUUGGAACAAAGAGAUUAGCAUCGGAAGUUUUGGCUCAGGAAUGGGAUAGCAAAAGAUUGAAUCAAGGACAUACAAGCAUGCAACCACAUUCAGCGAUAUAUGCAUCUUUUCCUGGUGUGAGCCCAGGCAGGAUUUCAAAUUGGCAACUUCCUCUCCCGUUUCUACAGCAACAUUCAACACCUGCUUUACUUGGAAAGGGAGCAAAACAAUGGCGUGAUGGAGACUGGAUGUGCACAAAUUGCAAGAAUCACAACUACGCAUCUCGGUCAGAGUGCAAUAGGUGCAAGACUAAACGAGAUGUCCAUGAGCAGGACAUAACUCCAAUACAAUCUUGA